Xenopus laevis (African clawed frog) is the source of this 2317-nucleotide messenger RNA. RefSeq names its product cytochrome P450 family 19 subfamily A member 1 L homeolog (gene cyp19a1.L). The transcript is spliced from 10 exons. The record is from RefSeq and is a predicted model, not a curated record. Gene Ontology annotation, cellular component: endoplasmic reticulum; membrane. The coding region runs from base 175 to 1677 and encodes 500 amino acids. NCBI's taxonomy places the organism in Eukaryota, Metazoa, Chordata, Amphibia, Anura, Pipidae. Gene Ontology annotation, biological process: response to estradiol; female gonad development. Gene Ontology annotation, molecular function: oxidoreductase activity, acting on paired donors, with incorporation or reduction of molecular oxygen; aromatase activity; iron ion binding.
AAGCAACUGAUCUCAUAGCAACUUCAAGCACCUUUUCCAAUAAUGUCACACAACAGCGCUGGUCAGAAUUUUUUUUCAAGUCUCAGGAAGCAUAUUAAAGGGAUUUCAGGGCGAUCUCAGAAUGAAGAAGUACCAAGGAGACAUAGGCGAGCAGGGCCUUGACAAGCCGUGAAUAUGGAAGCCUUGAAUCCAGUGCAGUAUAACAUCACAGAAGCUGUUCCCACUCUGGCACCUGCCACUACUCUUUCUCUGCUGCUCUUCAUUUUUGUGCUCAUCAUUCUAUGGAAUCAAGAGGAGACAUCUCUGAUACCAGGCCCAGCUUAUUGCAUGGGACUCGGGCCCCUCAUUUCUUAUGGCCGUUUUCUACUGACAGGAAUUGGCAAAGCAGCAAAUUACUACAACAACAUGUAUGGAGAAUUUGUGAGAGUCUGGAUUAAUGGCGAGGAAACACUGAUUAUCAGCAAAUCUUCAGCAACAUUUCACAUCAUGAAACACAGCCAUUAUGUCUCACGCUUUGGAAGCAAGCUAGGGCUACAGUGCAUUGGCAUGAAUGAAAAUGGCAUCAUAUUCAAUAGCAACCCAUCUCUAUGGAAGGUCAUUCGGCCAUACUUCAUCAGAGCUUUGUCUGGUCCAGGACUUAUGCAAACAACAGAAAACUGUAUAAGAUCUACAAAUCACUACCUGGAUAACCUGAGUAAUGUUACAAAUGAACUGGGAAAUGUAGAUGUCCUUAAGCUAAUGAGGCUUAUUAUGUUAGAUACAUCAAACAAUCUCUUCCUAAGGAUACCCUUAGAUGAAAAUGAAAUUGUUCUUAAGAUCCAGAAAUACUUUGACGCCUGGCAGGCUCUGCUUCUGAAACCAGACAUCUUCUUUAAAAUUUCCUGGCUGUACAAGAAAUAUGAAAAAUCAGCAAAUGAUCUGAAGGAAGCUAUUGAACUUCUCAUUGAACAGAAAAGACAGAAACUCUCAAGUUCUGAGAAGCUGGAUGAGGAUAUGGAUUUUUCAUCAGAACUCAUAUUUGCCCAGAAUCAUGGAGAUCUAACAGCUGAGAAUGUCAAUCAGUGUAUUCUGGAAAUGCUAAUAGCUGCUCCCGAUACCAUGUCUGUAUCUCUCUUCUUCAUGUUAGUUCUGAUUGCUCAACACCCAAAGAUAGAAGAAGGAAUAAUGAAUGAAAUGGAUAAAGUUAUUGGUGACCGGGAUGUAGAGAGCAAUGACAUUCCAAAUCUUAAAAUUCUGGAGAGCUUUAUUUAUGAAAGCAUGAGGUACCAACCAGUGGUAGACCUGGUUAUGCGCAAGGCUCUGGAGGAUGAUAUCAUUGAUGGUUACUAUGUGAAGAAAGGCACUAACAUCAUUUUAAACUUGGGGCGCAUGCACAAAAUUGAAUACUUUCCAAAACCGAACGAGUUCACCUUGGAAAAUUUUGAAAAGACGGUUCCAUAUCGUUACUUCCAGCCCUUUGGCUCUGGUCCACGUGCAUGUGCCGGGAAGUACAUAGCCAUGGUGAUGAUGAAAGUCAUUCUGGUUACUCUUCUCAAGAGGUACAAAGUGCAGACAUUGAGAGGAAGAUGCCUGGAGAAUAUCCAAAAUAACAAUGAUUUGUCCAUGCACCCUGAUGAAAGUCAACCUUCCUUAGAGAUGAUCUUCAUUCCUAAAAACACAGCAGAGUUCAAACUGUAACAGUGAAUAUAAUCCCAUAUAUGUCAACUCUGGAAAUUACAAAUGUUAUUAGCAUAGAGUUGGUGACAGUGUUGGUCUGUGUUAAACUUUGAUUUAACCGCUGCUCUUGUUUGCUCUUUGUAAUUAUCAGUCACUAAAAAUAGUGCAACAAUCAUAACUGUCAGGGUUUUCAGUUUUUCUACUGUUAAUGUUGGAAAAUGACAUUCAGCAGCUUUAAAGGAUGAGUAAAACCAACAAAUGAAAAUGUCCUAAAGGGUUUUUAACAGAAUUGCCAUUCAAGCAGUUUAUAAAAAGCUUGAUAUCUACAUUUGAAAAUACUUGUUUUUCUGGUAAGGCUUCGGGGAGCAGUUUGUUAAUAUGUAUUAUCCAAGGCCCCAUUAAAUACAGUAGAGUGGGCAGAACAUUAUUUAGACAACAAACCAAAGAUGGUUGUGCAUGACAGGGCUUUGAUUAGAAGAAAACAUUUUAAUUGAAUUUAAGAAUAGAUACAAAUAUGCCAGGUCAAACUAAUCAUUUUAUUUUUUUUGUGUCACUGUUUUUUAAAGGCUGUGCUUUAUACUCCUGUCCAGUACAGUGAUAUUUUUAUUGUUUAUAUUUAUCAGUAUUAUUGAUAAUAAAAUAUGCCUAUAUUUAAAAAAAA